CUUUUCUUUCGUCUGCCUUGACCAUUGUUGUCUAACGAGGACAUAUUUUCGUUUUAUACAUUUGUUCACCUGUUUAAAUAUACAUUAUUCGGACUGCUUGUUAGAUCCAAGUUGGCUGCUCGACGCAGUGUCUCACCUCACAUCCAUCAUCAUCUUCUAAAAUCCGCCAUCACUCGGGUGCCAUCGGUAAUACACCCGUUUUGUCCACCAGCUUGAACCGACUUACAGUGGUGGUGUGCUAAGCAGUUCGUUGCCCGGCGGAAACCACAGGCUUAGGCGCUGCCUACCUGUUCCACACCAUCACCUCCGAUCUCACUCCGUCCCACCCACACAGCGUCGCAACUAUUUGCCAAGGCCAAAAGACUUAUACGCGAACAACCUGUUAGAACAUAGCCGGCUUUGCGAAUAUUUGUGCGUUUGAAAGCAAGGAUGGAUUGGUGAUAUACCCCUAAGAUUACGACACGGCUUCCGCCGCCAUUAAUAAUUACCAAGCACGCACGCUCGAUAUGUCGUCGUCUCUCAGAUUUGGGUCGAUCCCAAAGAUCGGUCGGUCUGAGGAAAAGGGCGUAUCAGCGAAAACUGCCUCUUCAAAGUCAACAAAUGCAACCAGACAAGGUUCUGGCGAUAACUGGCCUGGUUCUGCCCUCAAGAGUACCCGACCAGACAUGGAAACCUCUAGGUUCCAAACUGGUGUGCCAAGCUCCAGCAGGAUACCUCAGGGACCAGCCAGGAAACCUCCAUCCAGGCAAGGGAGCUCAAGGCCACCAUUAACACACCAGGACAAGUCCUGGGGAUCAGGCUCUACUCAAACUGUCAUCUCUGGUCCUGCAAGGUUAGCCUCUGGAUCCGUCCCAGGUCCUUCCACUACGCCCGUGGAGGAAAAGAAGCGACCGGUUCGAAAUGUUUUGCGAAGAAGGUCUUCGAACAUGAUCCAAGAUGCCGUUGAAAAUCGCAAAGAAAUCAGGAUGGUCCCACAAAGGAAUGACUCUGCUUCCUCUGUACCGCGCUCUGUUAUGUCACCAGAGUCUUUCAACAGCUCACAAUACGACCGGAGCAUCACCGAGUCGCCUGCCGAGAUCAAAGUUGCGAUGCGAGUCGAGCUCCCAACUACAAACGCCCAAACGGUACGGAUCUACCCAGAGUUGGAUCGUUAUGGAGGCGCAAGACCAUACCAUGCUGGUAGCGGUUCUUCAAUAGAAGUUCCCUAUCCCCUUUCCACUCACGAUCUCCCGCCACCAACGCCUCUUUUCUCCGGAACUAGCAGCCAAAUCAGCGGCUACAGCGGCAGCCCUUCUACUGGAUUCUCUGGUUCUCCUGGUAUUUGUCCAUACAGCAGGGACACCACUCCUACGACCUCAAUCCCCUCGCAUUCGCCGGCACUCGUUGCGUCUGGACGGUUUGCUGCAGCUAAACUGAAGCAGAACAGUCCCGCCGGCGGUCAGAGCUCCAGGCCGCCAGUCACAAGGAGGAGAGCCGGAAGCAUACCAAAUGACACUGGUGGUGCGGCGAGCGCUGACCCUAAUGGUCUUGCAGCUGUUAGGGAAGCACUCAAUUCAUCAUCAUCAGGCUCGACAGUCCGCGAUGGAGACAGGAAAGCCGAGCUUGAACGAGAGCCUGAAUGCGAAAAGAGGACCAGGAGAAGACUCGGCACAGUACCGCCAAGUCCUCCUCCUAGAACGUCGUCCGAGAAACACAAGGAAAGAGGCCUAGAGGCGUCUCCUUCGAAGCAAGCUCGUCAGCCCGCGCCGCUAAUGAUGACCUCACAGACAACAGAAGGACGCGUGCAGAAGCCCCCUGUCAGCAGGAUACAACCCCCUAGCCCCUCUGUCGUGCCAAGAGCAACACCCCCGAUCAGGCCGAGUCGAGAUGGAACCCCGGAUUUGCUCUCGCAGUAUGGAAUGCCGGUACCCAUUAUCCAAAGCAAUCUUUCGUCGACCUCGAUCGGCGAGAGGCGCCAGAGCUUGCCAAUGAGCCCUGGAACCAACGAUACUGCCAGCCUAGCCUAUCAGAGCUCCAGAUCUGUGACACCCUCGCAGCAGCCACCCCAAUCCAAACUUCCCCUUGGACGCGAGCCCACCCCUGCACCCCGGACCGUUGAGACUCGUAGACCCAGCCAUGGAUCAACGACCAGCCGGAGUCCCAGCCCCGGCGUCACGAACUUCAGGACGCGAUUUCUCUUUGGGCGACGGAAGACUGCUGGUGAUGAACCUUCAAAGGCCCCCGAAAAGGCUACCGAAAAGAAGGAAAAGCCUGUUCGAAAAGGGCCUGCUGCUGGCACGGGACACGAAGGUUAUGGGCGUGUCGGCAUGCCUCACAGGCGCCGCAGCAGCCUGAGCCGCGGAAUCGCCGGCACAAUGUCCUCGCAGGAAAGCUUGGAGAGCAGGUUGUCCGACGAUCCGUUCCUGCUGGAACGUACCAAGCCCGUUGUCAUCGCUGGUGGUGAGGUUGUUCAGAACAACAACAUUGGACCCGCCAAAAGUGACCAGAAUCUGUUGGCAAGUGUCCCAAGGAAUAUGUCAGAUAUCUCGCUGUCAUCUCAAGGCGACCGUAACACCUUGUGGCCAUCACCCUUUCCCAAAACAUCCACAGCAACUGGUAGCCGCCGUCCAUCAGACCUCAGCGAUUCCGAGGGACCGGCCUUGGAAAUGAGGUCUACGUUGGCCUAUAGAAGGUCCAUCCAAAAACUCAAGGACGGCGGAGACCAGUCAGCCUUGCGACUCCCCAAGCCCAUCAACACAAGAUCGCCACGAGAGAUCACUUCGCCGACCAUGACUAGUCACGACACCAGCAUUCUAUCGGACGAUAGUAUAAUCGAAAUGACUACUGGCCGUGUGUUGCAGGGACCAAGAGCAAUGCCGCCAGUCGCUCUUGGGCCCAAGAAGCUGACCAAGAGAGCCAAGUCGCCACGCAGGUGGAAUAUCUUUGGACGCUCAAGCAGCCAGGUACCGUCCACGACGAGCAGGGAACCUACCCCAGUGGAGUCUCACAAGGUGACAGCCCAAGUGCAGGUCAAGCCUGCCCCUAAAGCCAAGGCAUUCUAUACUAUGGACAUGUCGGAGCAGGAAGACAACGGUGACCCCGCCGCUGCGGCGAAACAAGCCUAUUUGGAGGCGACAUUACUCGAGUCACCUCCUCAACAGCAGGUGCAGCCUCAGCCACCAACACAACCACAUAUACCGCCGAUGGGUAGGCGUCAAUCUGUACGGAGAUCAAUCACGAGCCCGAUAGAGCCCAGGCGCGGCGGCCUUGAUGAAGUACAAGCUCAGGCAGGGGCUUCAAAGCUCCCAAUGGGCCCGGGGAAGCGUGCUUCGCUCACCAAGCCAAAACCCUUCGAGAAUGCUCCCCGUCGUGGCGUCGUCUCGCCUCCCCUGCGAUCUCCACCGACAACUAUGCCUACAUAUAGACGGCCUUCUGUCGGCAGAACCGCUUCAGGUGAUCAGGAUGCCAAGCGCGGGGGUCUUGUUGAGCCUGAAUUUCAAGUACAGAAGCCACAGCAGCCACCAAAGGCCGAGAAACACACCGCUCCGUCUGAAGAGACUCCGGCGCCAUCAACCGAGCCAGCUAUUUCGGAACAGCAGCCGGCAAUCAGGAGAGCUGGGCGACCCAGUCGCUUGCCCCAGGUUGGUCGUAUUCCCAAGGUGGUCAGCGCUCGUCCCGAGCCCACAUCGCCAAAGAGCUUUUCGCGCCCGUUCCAUCGAAUCAGCCUCCUGCCACCAACCCGCGACGAAACUCGUGACAUCACCUCGAUAGCAAAGGGACCAAGUCCGCCCAAGCCCGCAAGCCCCGAGCUAGAGCCCGCCGAGUGCUUCACGGAUGACGAAAUGGAGACAACAACUCUGCACAACGACCACACCGUGACCAACUCCCCCCAGCACCUUUCACGAGAGAUGACACCCGACAUUGGCAAGUUCAUCAACGACUUCCUCUCGUUCUCGCCGCGCAAAAACUCACACUCGACGUCGUGCACUGCCACUUCCUCAAGCUCCAACGGCAUGUAUUGCUUUGCAGACGCUACGGCUGUGGUACCGGCUCACAAUGCACCCCUUGCUGAGGAUGAGGUUUGGCUGGAAUAUGACGACUUGAUCGGCGCGGAAGGCCUCAGAAUCCCGCCCUCUCCAAGCUCGUCUCAUGGUACCCCUUUUCAUCUGGAAGAAUACGCCGCGGGUCUGACGAAGCCGGCCGGAGAGCAGUUGGAGUCCCCCACUUUCAUUCCACAUACAGCUCCACAUGCAGAGACGAGGCAUGUUAUGGAGGAUGACCAUGAGAAGGAGCCGAUACCUUCAAGCAUCUACAGCACCGACGAGACGAAUAUUCUGAACCAAGCUUUGGAGAUGGGAGUCAUUCCGAUUUCGUCGCCUUUUGUCAAUCAAGAUUUUUCCAAUGAUUACAGCGAAGUCGAUAGGCAAACGCAAGCUCUGCCACCCACGCCACAGGCUAUCGCUGCCGACACGGCUGCAGUAUCAAGCGCAUCGGCUCGCAUUGCCGCUCAACGCCACUGUGGCCCGUCACCUUCGGCCAACGACAGCCCUCGCCGCAAGAACAACAAGCGCGUAUCGGUUUCGAGCGGCUCGAGCGGCCUCAGUGACGACAACUCGCCCCUGUCACAGGUUAAUCUGCGCGUGGGCUCGAUGACAGUGAGCAAAUGGCUCACGUUUGGCCACGUACUGUUCAGUCCCGUGCGUGACGACCUCGUUCCCGUUGACGGGUCCCUCAAGAGGCACUCUAUCCUCGUCAUAGAUGGCCUUGGCAACGACGAUUGGUCCUUUUACGCCGCCGAAACAUAUCCCGAGGCGACCUUUUUCAACCUCUCGCCGCGGGCUCCGCUGCCCAAGCCGUCGCAAAAGAACGCAGAAGGCAGCUUCCCUCUCAGCCCGCCGAAUCACCACCAGAUUCAGUACAAGUCACACAUGGACAAGUUUCCGUUCGGCGCUGAGAGCUUCAUUGCGGUUGUUUUUCGAUUCCCAGCUGCGGCACCCGAGGCGCACUUCAGGAACAUCGUGGCGGAGGCACACCGUGUGCUCAAGCCAGGCGGCUUCAUCGAGCUGUCGAUCCUGGACCUGGACCUCAACAACAUGGGCAACCGGUCGCGGCGGAUGGUCCGGCGCCUCAAGGAGCGCAUCCACGCUGUUGCCCCAGAGACCUGUCUCAGCAGCACGGCGGAUCUGCUGCUGAAGCUGGUCAGCCGCAAGGGGUUCAUCGACGUCAAGUCGUGCCGAGUCGGCGUGCCCGUUGCGUCGGCGACUCCCGGUGGCCCGCCGACCACAUCCAAGGCAAAGACCAGGCGGAGGGACGAGCGCUCCCUUGCCGAGAUGAUAUCGGACGACGGCCCCGUGGCAGACGAGAGCAUCACCAAGAUGGUGGCCAAGGUGGGCCGGUGGUGGUUCAGUCGCUGCUACGAGAACGGAGUGCUCGGCGCCAACAGCAUGUGGAACGACCGGUGUCUGUUGGGCGAGUGCGAGGAGUGGGGGACGAGCUUGAAGCUGAUGGUUUGUCAUGCUCGAGUCCCCGAUACAAGGGCGAGAGUUGCGAGUAUUUGAGGGCAUCUCAUUAAUAUUUCUAUCAUUUUCUUGGAUGAUGGUUUUCUCGGAGACAUUUCUUCUCUCAUCUGUCAUGUUCCUCUCGUGGACGGAAAGACGGUUACAAGAGGGCGCGAGCCCGAUGGUGCAACGCAGAAGACCGCUUUUGACUUUUUUUCUCUUUUCAUCAACCACAACACAACGGCGACCCUUUAAUAACCUCCUUUUGAGGAUACGACAGUGAACAAAAAAAAGCCGAUCAUCAUAUCAAAGAUUCCAGCCCUGUCUCAACAAAUGUCAGCAUCAAAAAGACAACAAGAACGCCGGCGACGGCUACCCCUGUCAUUAACAUCAACACAACAUUCUAUGGACCAGUCCUAGAAUUAGGGCUGCGCCCAUAUAUACUGCCCCUUUUUCACAUUCUCGUCACCUGUUUCAUCUUUUCUUUCUUUUUCAUCUUCUUGUUUUCAGCUGCAGGAUGGCAAUAAUGGGGACUAGGACCAAGCGGCAAACGUUGAUUUUCUUCUUUUCUUUCUCUUUUUCUUACCUUUUCAUUUUUACAAAGCGAGCGAAGCAAAGUUUGCGUUUUGAGUGUUGUUUUUUUGCUCAAAAAAACUAGAUACCCCAGUCAAUGAUGGCAACGAUGAUAUGUAACACGGCAACAAAUUUGGAGUUCAAGCAAUAGUACAUAGCAUGCCAGGAUAGUGGAGCUUUCAGGCUUGCUGAGAGAAGUAGACGUAAUAUAUAAGUACUUCGCUA
Molecule: messenger RNA, 6275 nt
Organism: Pyricularia oryzae 70-15
Lineage: Eukaryota; Fungi; Ascomycota; Sordariomycetes; Magnaporthales; Pyriculariaceae
Exons: 2
Coding region: 507-5537 (1676 amino acids)
Source: RefSeq, a predicted model, not a curated record